CCGUUUGGUGAACAAUAACAGUCAAAAAUUACAUAAGCAAUGUUGAAGAUCAUACGUUUCUACGACGUUCGGGCGAGAUAUCAUCUGAACCGUAUGUACGCGCAGAAGAGAAAUAUCGGAAAUAUCGGAGCAGAUCUACAGAAAACGAUAGAGAAAAUCCCACGCAUCAGAUCGCCGAAUCAGCCGCCUCGAAUUUGGAAACAGAUCGAAAAGGUGAAUAAAGACGGGAAGUUGACAAAGUUCACAAUCCAGGAGAUUCCUGAGGACCGGUACGAGGACGUGGUUAAACACAUGUGCACAUACCUCAUACCCGAUGAACCGAUUUGCCAAUGUUUGAAUGCAAAAGACGACCCUGUAUUCGUGCAAGACAUGAGCAUGCUAUGGCGCUUAACACUUAUACAAGGCAUAUCCAUAGCCACAUUCACCGACAAUCUCAACGGUGAAAAACCUAUAAUCGCGUCUGUAAAUCUUUUGGGUAUCGACUUUAAAAAUCAGAAGAAUAGUAUGAUUCACCAGUUUAAAUCUGAGAAUUGCAGAAAGGCGAUAGAAACGACUGUUUAUUUAUCAAGGAUAGUAUACGACUAUUAUGAAAUUGACAAGUAUCUAUAUUCUGUCGGGCUUUGGGUAAACUCUGAUUAUCGAGGAUUCGGAUUAAGCAAGGAUAUGCUGGAAAUCAGGAAAUUUAUCGGACUUAUGUAUGGAGUCCCGGUAACAGCCUCGGGGUUCACAUCGAUAAUUAUGCAAAAAUCAGCGGCAAAUGCCGGCUUCGAAGAACUUCUGACGAAAAACUACUCUGACUUAGUGGACAAAGACGGACAUGAAUAUUUCCCUGGUAUUAAAGAAAAAACGUUUAAAGUCAUGAGUAAAAAAUUGAAGUAUAAUGGAGGUAAUAUGAAGAAUAUAAUAUAA
Messenger RNA from Wasmannia auropunctata (little fire ant), 909 nucleotides. RefSeq lists its product as uncharacterized. Gene Ontology annotation, molecular function: N-acetyltransferase activity. The record is from RefSeq and is a predicted model, not a curated record. The transcript is spliced from 4 exons. Lineage: Eukaryota; Metazoa; Arthropoda; Insecta; Hymenoptera; Formicidae. Bases 40 to 909 code for a protein of 289 amino acids.